Molecule: messenger RNA, 2698 nt
Organism: Abrus precatorius (Indian licorice)
Lineage: Eukaryota; Viridiplantae; Streptophyta; Magnoliopsida; Fabales; Fabaceae
Product: exocyst complex component EXO70B1-like
Exons: 2
Coding region: 174-2099 (641 amino acids)
Biological process (GO): exocytosis
Cellular component (GO): exocyst
Molecular function (GO): phosphatidylinositol-4,5-bisphosphate binding
Source: RefSeq, a predicted model, not a curated record
GUCUUUGCUCUCUAUCUCCGCGUAGUUACCAUUUGACCAUCUUUGUCCUCCACUUUUCUAACAAACCGCGUAACUCGAGGGGCAUAUCCGUCAUUCUAUCCUCCUGCUCCUCUUCAUGGUCCCCAUUUUCCUGUUCUUUUCGGUGCAAGUAAUGAAGUAGCUUCCGCUCAAACAUGUCCGAAAACGGCGAAGAGAAAUUACUGGCUAUGGCGCGGCACAUAGCGAAAACGCUGGGCCACAACAACACCAUGUCUGACGAUAUUCUCCAAAUAUUCUCCAACUUCGAUGGAAGGUUCUCGAGGGAGAACCUAUCGGACAAGGUCGUAGAUGCGGAUCCAAGGGCCUGCGCCGCACUGGAUCACUCCCUCAAAUCUCUCGAUCGCCGAAUCUCCCACUACGUUUCCUCCGACCGUCCUAUCUGGGCUGACGCUGCCGACUCCGCCGCCUUCCUCGACGCCGUCGACGACCUUGUCGCUGCCGUCGCCGAGUGGAAUCACGUCGCCUCCGAUAAAGCCGUCGCCGCGUGUCUCGUACGCGCCGAAGACAUGCUCCAGCACGCCAUGUUCCGCCUCGAGGACGAGUUCCGCUCACUCAUGGAGCGCGGGGGCGAGUCCUUCGAUCUCACUCGUCCGUACCGGACCGGCGAGUCAACGGAGAAUUUUCCGUUUGACUCGGAUGAAGAGGACGAAGAAGUCGAUGAAGAAGCCCGGAACGGAGGAGAAGAGGAACAAAUUCCAGUGGCGCUACCGGUCACCGACUACGACAUCGUCAUCGAUGCGCUGCCGUCGGGGACGAUCAACGACCUUCACGAAAUCGCGAAGCGCAUGGUAGCAGGAGGAUUCGGGAAGGAGUGUUCGCACGUGUACAGCAGUUGUCGGAGGGAGUUCUUGGAGGAAAGCAUCUCGAGAUUAGGUUUACAGAAGCUUAGCAUCGAGGAAGUUCACAAGAUGCCAUGGCAUGAUCUUGAAGACGAGAUUGAAAGGUGGAUUAAAGCUUCCAACGUCGCUCUGAAGAUACUCUUCCCCAGCGAGCGCCGACUCUGCGACCGCAUCUUCUUUGGAUUCUCCUCCGCUGGUGACUUCUCUUUCAUGGAGGUUUGCAGAGGAUCGACGAUUCAAUUACUGAAUUUCGCCGAUGCCGUUGCAAUUGGAAGCCGUUUGCCGGAACGGUUGUUUAGAAUCCUCGACGUGUUUGAAACAUUGCGUGACCUAAUUCCGGAGUUUGAGUCUCUGUUUUCUGAUCAGUACAGUGUCUCUCUCAGGAAUGAAGCGAUUACGAUUUGGAAGAGAUUGGGGGAAGCAAUCAGGGGCAUUUUCAUGGAACUGGAGAAUUUAAUUCGCCGGGAUCCGGCGAAGAUGGCGGUUCCCGGUGGCGGACUUCAUCCGAUUACUCGCUACGUGAUGAACUACCUCCGUGCCGCUUGCCGGUCCCGGCAAACACUGGAGCAAGUUUUUGAAGAUUACGGGCAUCCUUUGAAGGAAUAUCCCAAACUUGAUGAUAGAGUGCCGUCGUCUUCUUCUCUAUCAGUGCAAAUGGAUUGGAUUAUGGAACUUUUGGAGAGUAAUUUGGAAGCCAAGUCCAAAAUUUACAAGGACCCUGGUUUGUGUUACGUUUUCUUGACGAAUAAUGGGAGGUACAUUGUUCAGAAGACCAAAGAUAGUGAAUUGGGAACCCUUUUGGGGGAUGAUUGGAUCCGUAAACAUGCUCUAAAAGUUCGGCAAUACCAUGUGCACUAUCAAAGAAGCUCAUGGAAUAAAGUGCUGGGGAUUCUGAAGCUGGAUAGCAAUGGAUCAUUGCCACCUAAUGGAUUAGCAAAGUCAAUGAAAGAGAAGCUCAAGUUGUUUAACACGCUCUUUGAGGAGAUAUGCAGGGUUCAGUCUUCAUGGUUUGUCUUUGAUGAUCAACUUAGGGAAGAAAUAAGAAUUUCCCUUGAGAAAAUCUUGUUGCCAGCUUAUGGAAGCUUCAUUGGGAGGUUCCAGAGUGUUCCAGAACUCGGAAAGCAUGCUGAUAAGUAUAUCAAGUAUGAGACAGAGGACAUUGAAGCAAGACUCAACGAUUUGUUCCAGGGAAGCAGUGGAUCAGCUGGUAGCAGAAAGUGAAGUUUUUAGAUUUGCUUGGUUAAGUCCACCUCCCUGCAAGGAUCAGCAAUUUUGUUUCAUUGGCGGGGAAGUAUUAGAAUUUUUCAAGAUCAUUUUUAUGUUAGUUGAUGAAAGAUAUUUUGUAAUUCCAAGGACAAGCUUUAUGGAAUUUGGCUUGAUGGAAUUUGAUUUGAGCCAACAAUAUUUUCUUUUUCAACUUUUGCUUUUGUUUUGUUGUAGCUAAAUGGGGAUAAAAGUUGGUUGUACGAAUUGAUUCAAGUAUGCUUUAUGGAGUGUAGCAUUACCCGUCUUCCUGAACCCUCUCCGCUAUCUUCUCCCUAUACUCUUUCCCUAAUAUGACACUGAAGUGAGAACGGAGAAGCCAAUGCUGAUUUCCAGUACUUAACAGUAGCAGAAAUUCUCAAGUGUUCAUUUAUAUUACUAUUUAAGAAUCUUAAAUUAAGUACGUCACUGCAUUAGAAAAUGUUCUGAAAGUUGGAGACGAAGAUGACCACACCUAGCACUUUGUUGUCCAGCUUUGUCUUAACUCUGAAUUCGUUGAAGUUAUGCAAUGCUGCUAACAAUUCGUAGCGUUUAUUAAUGGAUCAAAAAGUAAAAUC